GUUCCUUGUUCCAUACCUGCUGACGGCAAUUUUCGCUGGUAUACCUAUGUACUUCUUGGAACUGUCUCUGGGACAAUGGUUGAGUAUAGGUGGGCUCGGUGUGUGGAAAAUUUGUCCACUUUUCAAAGGUAUCGGCUAUGCUUCUGCUGUAAUAGCAGCCUGGUUAAACAUCUACUACAUUGUAAUUUUGGCGUGGGCUAUUUACUACCUCUAUCACUCCUUCGCUGACCCUCUUCCUUGGGCUACCUGUGACAACCCUUGGAAUACUCCCCUCUGCUUGUCUGAUUACAAAAGAGAAUUCAAAGUCCUCAACUGUUCUAAUGGGACGGCUUGGUACUCUCAGAAUUUAACAUCUGGUGUUCGAGAAUUCUGGGAACGCAAUACUCUGCGGAUAACCAGUGAUGUUGGCAUACCUGGAACUCUGCGCUGGGAGUUGUCAAUCUGUCUUUUGGUUGUGUGGAUUCUCUGCUACUUCUGUAUUUGGAAAGGAGUAAAGUGGACUGGAAGGGUUGUUUAUUUCACCGCAUGUUUUCCCUAUGUUCUCAUGUUCAUACUCCUGAUUCGAGGCGUUACGCUUCCUGGGGCUCUGGAAGGAAUCAAAUUCUACGUAUAUCCAGAUCUAGGAAAACUCUCCGAAUCGCAGGUGUGGAUAGAUGCUGUCACUCAGAUUUUCUUUUCCUACGGCUUGGGUCUGGGAACACUGAUCGCAUUGGGAAGCUACAACAAGUAUAAUAACAAUGUCUGCAAAGAUGCCAUCUGUAUCUCCCUUCUGAAUAGUGCCACUAGUGUGUUCUCUGGAUUCGUCAUCUUCUCUGUCAUUGGCUUUAUGGCCUACGAGCAAAAGAAACCUGUCAGCGAUGUCGCAGCCUCAGGGCCUGGAUUGGCUUUCCUAGCGUACCCUAAUGCUGUGGUACAACUUCCCAUGUCACCAGUCUGGGCCAUACUCUUCUUUCUGAUGUUGUUGAUACUGGGAAUGGAUAGUCAGUUCUGUACAAUGGAGGGUUUCUUUACGGCUGUGAUAGACGAAUAUCCAGGACUUCUGAGAAAAAGGCGGGAAUUCUUUAUUGGUGUAGUUUGUUUUGUCUCGUACCUGAUUGGGUUGUCUAUGGUUACCGAGGGUGGUAUGUACGUGUUCCAACUGUUUGAUAACUAUUCAGCCAGCGGACUCUGUCUCCUUGUCCUCAUUUUCUUCGAAUGUACAGCUGUUUCUUGGGGAUACGGUGUCAAGCGGUACUACGAAAAUCUCCACAGUAUGUUAGGUUAUUAUCCAAGAUCAUUCUGGAAAUUUACAUGGGUAGUCUCGACCCCUGCCCUGACGGCAGGUGUCCUAUUAUUCCGCUUUAUCAAGUUUAAGCCCGUGACGUAUCUAGAGUAUGAAUUUCCCACGUGGGCUCACGUGAUCGGCGGUAUCAUGGCUCUGUCGUCUGUUUCUCUGAUUCCUAUUUAUAUGGUCUUCAAGUUACUCACGACUCCAGGAUCUAUAAGUCAGAGAUCCCGGUUGUUGGUUCGUCCCGAAAUCGACCUUCCAGAUCGAGUGGAAUCCCCUCCUCCAUACUCAGCGGUUUACACAGGUGACAGGGUAUAGAUGACUAGAGAAUGUUCAUAUUUUAAGUUAGAAUGAAUAUGGUCAAGAAUGUAUGGCUAAAAAUUAGUUAUAAGAAUUUGUUUUACAAGUCAGAACUUGUUCAUGUAAUGAGAAUUAUAGGUACACGUAGAGAACUGCAAUGAUUGAAAAAAAAGUCGGAUUUUGGGCUGAAAAUAUAUGUAGAAAACAUGCACUAUACUGUUGUC
Saccostrea echinata is the source of this 1791-nucleotide messenger RNA. RefSeq names its product sodium- and chloride-dependent GABA transporter 1-like. The record is from RefSeq and is a predicted model, not a curated record. The coding region runs from base 47 to 1585 and encodes 512 amino acids. Gene Ontology annotation, cellular component: membrane. The transcript is spliced from 13 exons. Lineage: Eukaryota; Metazoa; Mollusca; Bivalvia; Ostreida; Ostreidae. Gene Ontology annotation, biological process: sodium ion transmembrane transport.